Molecule: messenger RNA, 2190 nt
Organism: Drosophila novamexicana
Lineage: Eukaryota; Metazoa; Arthropoda; Insecta; Diptera; Drosophilidae
Product: leucine-rich repeat and transmembrane domain-containing protein 2
Exons: 8
Coding region: 470-1798 (442 amino acids)
Molecular function (GO): protein binding
Source: RefSeq, a predicted model, not a curated record
UCGCAUGACUCGCGCUAACUGUAAAUUAAGCUAAGCGUGCAUUAAACAACAAAAUAGAAUGCUGAAAGCUAGCGGAAUUUAUAGACUUCAAACAUUGAGUGCGUUAUAAAAACACUUUGCUGAAAGGGCAAAAUAUAGAAACGUACGAGUAGUGUAUAACUUAAACACGACACCAAAUCACGAAUUAAACAUAAGCGUUGUCAGCGACUAAAGGUCAACAAUUUUCUAGCGGCUGUGAGGCGAUAAAAGCAGCAUGUGUACAUACAUGUACACAAUACAUGCAUGUGUCUUGUUAAGGAAACCAAAUGAAACAAAAUGAUAAUGAGAAUUAUUUCUGAAUAAAAGGCCGUAAUUGUCAUUAAAAGUGUAUCAACAAUUUGAACAAUGACAUAAAACUAUUGCCCUGCACAAAGAUAUAAAACAAUAAAGCGACAAAGCAUUUAAAAGAAACCACAUUUAAUCAAACAAAAUGCACGUUUACUACAAAUUCGGAUUACUUCUAAUAUUUUUGCUGAGCGUAAGCAUUAGCCACACAGCGCCCGCGGACAAAAGCCAAACAGGCAACAACUCCGACGAUGAUUACGACUAUGAUGAUGAUUAUGUUGACGAGUCGUCGGAUAGAAUACCGCCAGAGAUAGCAGCAAAUCGACAAUUGGAUAAAACGGCCUCAACAACGACAACCACAUUUAGGCCCAUUUUCAGCAUUCCACGACGCAGCAGCCAUGUGCUGGAGCCGAGCUGUCCACGCAAUUGCCUUUGCUUGCAGGAUUUCAGAUAUGUGCAAUGCACCAAUGCACAUCUGACCCAUGUGCCGUUGGAUUUGCCCAAAACGGCGGCAAUUAUUGAUUUGAGCCAUAAUGUUAUUGCCGAGCUGCGUGCCGAGGAUUUUGCCAAUUUGUCCAAAGUACUUGAAAUCAAUUUGAAUCACAAUUUAAUACGACAUCUUGACAAGGAGGCAUUCAAUGGCUUGCAACGUUUGCGUAGCCUGCGCUUGGCCAACAAUCAAUUGACCAAAAUUGAGCCCGAUACAUUUGCGGGCGCCACGGAUCUGGCGCUGCUGGAUUUAAGUAAUAAUAGCAUAGCGCAGCGCACGGAUGGCUCCUUUUUGAAUCAGCCCAGUUUGAAUGAGUUCAGCUGCUCGAAUUGCAGCUGGACCGAGCUGCCGGAGCAGAUAUUCAUGAAUAUGAGCGCACUGAAUGUGCUGCGCUUGGAUCACAACGAAUUCAAACGACAAAUCAAUACGAGAGCUUUCACGCCGCUAAAGAAUAUAAUUAAACUGAAACUGCCCGAACUAGAUCAGCAAAACAUUGAGGAGUUGUGUAAUCUACUAAAAUCCAUUGACAACAUCAGCUUCAGGCACUUUGAUGUUAGCUGCUUCGAGCUGGUGCUGGGCACAUCAUUCAACGAGAGCCUCAUCCAGGCCACAGACACGCCGUUCAAGCGUGUGACGGGGCUGCCCAGCACACCGAAGCCAGCGACGCCAUCGCCGCCGCGUACAGCAGCCAAUCGCAACCGCAACAAAGUGGCCAACGAGACGAUCAGCGUGUCCAAGGCGGGCAUCAUGGCGGGUGACAAAGCCGCAGACAAGGAGGAGCCAUAUCAAGUGCCCAUUUCGCAGGAGACCAUUAACACGCUGCUCAUAUGCAUCAUGGUCGUUGCGAUUGUGGGCAUUAUUGUGGGCUUGAUUUGCCGUAAGGAUGUGGGCGGCAUUAAAACGAAAUGUUGCCGCACUAAGAAACCGGAGCCAAAGGAUCAGAUACAUCCCACUGAGGAAAUACCGCUAAAUAAGCUAGCCUAAGAGACGCACACACUCGCCGCGCUGCCUUCGAAAAAUAAUUCCAAAAACAGUUGACAAUUUUGUUAUGGAAACAGCAGCAUUUGCCAACGGAUACGAGACUUGAACUCUGUUUGAAUUGUAGUUUUACAAAAACGAUUCCCGAAUUGUAGUGGGAGUUUUUAGGUUUAGCUCCAUAGUUUAAGUCACCUAGUCGCUUAGCCCUUGCUUUCAUGGACAUGUAUUUCAUGUAGUUUGCUCGCAUUUCGUAUUUUGGUAGCAAGAACAAAAAUUAUAUAUUCUAUGGUUACGUUUAGAGCACACAUCAUAUCGAUAUUUAUCUUAUAACAAAUUGUUAGCUCUUAGACAUUUUCCUACUCUUAAUAUAGACAUUUUGCCAAUUACACAAUAAAAAU